CUUGCUGUAGUGGAACCGAAGUUAAGGGAGACCGGGGCGGCGCUUGGCGAGCACGGAAGAAAUAAACCGUGGCACCAGCUCAACGUCCGCUAGGUGGCUACUCGCUGACCCCGGGGCUAAAAAGCAGUGUCCGGAGAAUGAGGCUUUUAUCCCGAAACAGAGGUGACUACAGUGCCUGCGGUUGAUAUCGCAGGGCGCUCUCUCAGCAGUCGGCGUAGGAAACCGAACGGGAGCACGGGAACCUAAUGCUCGCUGUCAUAUUUAGAAGAAGCACCUUUGCAGGCCAGAGGGUAUUGUGCUGGGCAGGUCCUCCACAAAGAUGCUGGACAUCAGCCCAGACUGCAGCUUCUGGUGGCGGAUCCGGCUUCCCGCCGACCUGCCGGGCUUCAUCAGCAAGGCUGCCAUCCACAGAAAGGGACACUGGACUUAUAAAACCUCCUGCUGACCUUGGUUUCAUGACGACUGAGCCCUUCCUGAGGACUCAAAUGCACGUUGCUCCGUUUCUAGUGAGGAACCAACAUUUCCACUCCUCUGCUGUGAGGUUGAAGAAGCGACUGCCGCCUGAACCUCCACCCAAAGAGCUGGAUCUGCUGCGCUACGACAUGAAGGACUUGUGGAAGAGUCCCAGACCUGCCUUGUACCUGGGGUUUGCGGGGCUGAUCCCCUUUGUGUCCCCUACUCUGCUCAUGGCUGUGACUGAGAGCUACUACGCAGAAUUGGCCUAUGCGCAGUUAGCCUACGGCGCCUCCAUCGUUUCCUUCCUGGGUGGAGCACGCUGGGGAUUCGCUCUCCCUGAGAGCAGCCCAGCCAAACCGGACUGGAUAAACCUGGCCAACAGCGUGGUUCCCUCCCUGUUAGCCUGGGUGGCCAUGCUGAUGAGCGAAAGCGUCGUUCCUGCUGCCACCAUGGUUAUCAUGGGACUUGGAAUCUCGCUGCAUUAUGAUCUCUCUCUGCUGCCCACGUACCCCAGCUGGUUCAAAGCCCUGCGCUCCGUCCUCACCACUGUGGCAUUUUUUUCUCUAGUUGGUACCCUCAUAAUUAAUGGAAUAUACCCAGAAAAGAAAAUUUUCUCGGAUGAAAUAGAAUAAAAAUAUUUAAAAUUGUAAAGCUGGCCAAGAGAUUCCUGGGUUACAACACGUUUUUAUUUUGGUGAUCCAAGUUUGAGGUUUGUCUUGAUAAUCGAGUUUUCCGCCCCCGUCAACCAAAGUCCCGUCAGCUUGAAUGCUUUAGUUAGGAGUUGUGUGUCUUUUAAUAUAUCACGAUACAAACCGACCUCUGUAUAAUCAGAACAGGGCAAAAAAAAAAAAAAAAUGUCAUGUGCAUCCAUAUUUCUGAAAUAGGGUACAAUGAUCUGAUAUUCCUUUUCUCCUUAAGGGCACAAGAAUGUUUCCCCUUAUCGUGUCUAAAAGUUUUGUCUUCCACAUCCAGCCACUAUGUAAAAGCCUCUGUCUAGAACAUGUGACUGUGAGUGUACCAUCUUUCACAUUGUUCAGAGGAAAUAAGUAUGAGUUUUUUCUUUUUCUUUUUUUAAAUACUACCAAUAGGAGUCGCCAAAGUCAAAGGAAAAUAAUAAAAUGGACUUAAAAACGUUACGUAACAAGUCCACACUUAAUGAGUAUAAAGUAAAUGCACCUGUAUCUUAUAACAUACUGUGUUGUUUUUUUGGACUAAAGGAAGAUCGGUCUUUUAUACAGCGGGAGCAGGAUAGCUGGAAAGGCAAUUCCUUUCUCUCAGUCCUUGGAUUAGUGUGGUGGCUCUGCUACAAAUUAGCCGUGUCCUCUUAGAUGCUUAGGAUCAGGCAGCUAAAGUCAGGAGUGGUGACAUCGCUGGGGAGAAGGGUAUUACAUAAGGGCCGAACUGGACUAAUCUGUACUUUAAGCCUCGGGGUCAACUGCACACCAUCAAAUGGCAGAACACGCGCCAGCGAAGACUUGUACUCAGUUUAGAACACAUGGAGGUUUGCGACAGACAUCAAAUACUGUAUAUUCAAUCAUAGUAAAAUCAAUUUCCUCCAUAGUCAACUGAAAAUAAAUGCAAAUGCAACUCUCGUGUUUGUAUUCAAAUGUUUUUAUUACAGUAAAUAGCAUCUAAUUAACCAAAUGUUGGAAAGGAAAGGCAAGAAAAAGGGAGGGUGGAGAGGUACGCAGACAUCAGAGAAAAUCACAUAAGGCACAUUACUCCCCUGGUCACCAAAGUCACUGAAAAAGGUGCCAUAAUAAUGUUAUAUAAAGGAGACAUUUGUGGAACCAACAACACUCGAGUGAAAUCCAUUCCCAAAAGACAUACCUGUCUCAAUCAUAACAGUGAAUGUCCGAUGUCUAAAUGCAGCAUUGCACCAAAAGUUUCGGGGAGCUGUAUAAAGCUGGACCAGUGUCUGUAGGGAAUUAAAAUGAACAAACUUUUGGUCUGACUACUUUAUGAUAAUCAAGAGAUAGCAAAAACAAUGUGUUAUGAAUUUAUUUUACUCCACUUCAUCAGGGGAUAUACUGGAUUUCCCAAAAGGGUCAAGAUUGGUACAAUAAGGUGCUUUUUGGUCAAAUAUUAGAGAAACAUGUGACACGUUUCUGGUGAAGUGACAUCAACAGGACCCAUACUUACAAUGACUUAUAUAAAAAGACUGACAUUUAUACUCAAACCAACAAAUAAAGCAAACAGAAA
This is a messenger RNA of Xiphias gladius (swordfish), 2658 nucleotides long. RefSeq names its product transmembrane protein 69-like. Lineage: Eukaryota; Metazoa; Chordata; Actinopteri; Istiophoriformes; Xiphiidae. The transcript has 3 exons. The record is from RefSeq and is a predicted model, not a curated record. The coding region runs from base 246 to 1088 and encodes 280 amino acids.